This is a messenger RNA of Oncorhynchus keta (chum salmon), 622 nucleotides long. Its product is annotated as death domain-associated protein 6-like. The record is from RefSeq and is a predicted model, not a curated record. The transcript has 2 exons. The coding region runs from base 386 to 622 and encodes 78 amino acids. NCBI's taxonomy places the organism in Eukaryota, Metazoa, Chordata, Actinopteri, Salmoniformes, Salmonidae.
UGUAACGUUGAAAUGUUGAACCCAACAUGCUAUAUCAGUGUUUAAGCUACUAGAACGACUACCAGCCAGGGAAGCUUCAGGUCGAGCUAACGAGGAUGCGCCUAUGGCUUUUUUUCCCCACGUCCUCCACCUAGUCAGUAGCCACAGAGGGAGGAUGUUUAAUCUACAACAUGUGAAGGCUAUUCCCGUCUCAGUAACUAGCUAACCUUAACUAGAUCAGUGACCGUCGUUGUUUUUCCUCCAAUGUUCUGCAAGCAGCGAACUAGCAAGCUUAGACUCAUAUCUGAUACAAUAACGACGUUAGACAGCUAGACGUCAGUGUGUUUUCUGAAUAGAUCGAUCGAUCGAUCACAUAUCUCCUCUUCAUAUUUAAGACUGUGGCACCAUGUCUGAUCCGGAAUCCCCGGAUGCUAGUGACCCGGCCCAGAGAAGCUCCCUGCGAGGUCCAGAGAUGACGUCAGGGAAGCUGGAAGACUGCAGUCAAACACUGGAACUCAGUGUGGCUGUCAAAGAUGAUGAUGGUAAUGACGAGGAGGAGGCUGAUGAAGAGGAAGAGGAUAGCGAUGAUGUAGACUCUGGGCAGAAAGUUGUGAAAGUGGACAUGGAUGAGGAGGAAGGGUAG